This is a messenger RNA of Halichondria panicea, 2665 nucleotides long. RefSeq lists its product as uncharacterized. The record is from RefSeq and is a predicted model, not a curated record. Lineage: Eukaryota; Metazoa; Porifera; Demospongiae; Suberitida; Halichondriidae. Bases 145 to 2301 code for a protein of 718 amino acids. The transcript is spliced from 3 exons.
ACUUCCUGUAAUGGGUACGUACAUAUCUACACGGAACAGAUCAGGGCUUUUUGGUUGUGUAUUUAAUAUCGACCUACCUUAUCUCAUAAGCAAGCUCUCUAGUGACAAAAAACUCUCUGAGAUUUAGCUCAUACUGAAAACAAGAUGUGUCAGAAUCCGCCACAAGAAGAUCGAAGUAUGUUUGGAGUACUAGUGGAUGUAUCAGGAUCCAUGGAAAGUGCCAUUGCUCUUGAUAGCUCCAAGGAUGCCAGUGUGGAGCGUGUUCAUGCUAUCAUAACAACCACCCUCAAGGUUGUGAAAGCAGAAGUGAAUAAUCACAAUCGAUCAGACGAAAUUUUUGUUAGUGUGUUUGGGCUAAAAUUAAACUUUGGUGUAUGCAAUUUGAUUGCUUUGCUACGCCUUAUUGCUGGUCCAGAAAAGCUGCGCGGAUUAGAACCGCACAAUGCAUUGAUUCAACUUGCCAAAGAUCAUGGAGCUGCACAUGCUGAGCAAUGGAUUCGAGAGCACCUGAACAAAGAGGAAGCUAGAGAUCUCUUCAGGGUUUUAUGUUUUGAUGAGGAUCUCGUACCAGGAAUGAUACGGAAAAUACCACCCAAUUCUAUAUCGAGCUCUGUCUUGUCUGGAAUAGGAAAUUAUUUACCAGGAGGUAGAUUUGUCGAAGGGUUUGCUGUACGUCAAACAGAAGCUUACCGCUAUGCCCAAGAGCUUGUUAUAAACAAGGAUGAAAUCAUCGAACGAAAGCUCCGGUCGAUUGAGCAUUCUUCCCCUGAAUCUGUUUUGUGUGUCUCCAAGCUGUUGGAUGAUCUCAACUUGGGAGACAACUCUUCUGGUGCUUCCAGCUCUCUUCAUUCUCGAAUCAAAGAGCUUCUUGAUCCAAUUAGACCUUACAUAUUUGGUCUUACUCCAAUGCAUAGGGCAAUCCACAGUGCAUUCGAUGUAUUUCAUUUAUCUAGAGCUAAGUACAAAGUGUUUCUCAUUUUGUCUGAUGGCGUGUCAACUGAUGGAAAUCCGCUUGACCUUGUUGGAGCUCUUCAAGACUCCAAUGUCAUUAGAGUGUCCUGUUAUCUCACAGAUGAACAUAUUCCCAACCAGAGAUGCCUGAUUGACAAGACCCCUUCUGAUUGGCCAGAGAGUGAUGGCCGACGCACACUUUUCAACAUGAGCUCAACGGUGAGAAAUAUUGAUCCUCCAGUUUCAUUUCUUCUUGAUCUUGAUAAUGGCUGGACAUUGCCACUCUCGGGAGAAAGCCGCUUGUUUGUUCAGGCAAACAGCUUGGAUGUGGUAGAUGAGCUGUGCAAGGUUGUGGUUGCUCAGCUAACAAACCCUUGUGAUGCUCUUGUGGAUCUUAUAGGAAAGGUACCACUGGGUCAGUACAUCAACCAGGAAAAUGCGAGUUUCAAACCUGAAAUGCAAGACGGCAAAACAUGCUUUGCAAAUGCUAUUGGUACUGUGUUUCACCUUGCCAUGAAGCGGAUUGUUGGUCGAGAUGACAGCUUAGACCCAGAGCGGAUUGUUGGUCGAGAUGACUGCUUAGACCCAGAGCGGAUUGUUGGCCGAGAUGACUGCUUAGACUCAGAGCGGAUUGUUGGUCGAGAUGACUGCUUAGACUCAGAGCGGUUCACGAAAAUCAAGAAACGAUUAAUUGAUGAGUACGACAAAGUCAAGAAUAAACCAUCGACACGAGAGAUUCUUGUAAAGUUUUGUCAUGAGUAUCGCUUUCACUUCAAGAAAGUGGAUGAGAUUCAUGCCCGACAAGCACUCAACCACAGGAGGCCUCUUGUUGCAAUUUUUUUGCUGAGAAAGAACCAAUGGGCCAAGUUUCAUAAGUUCUACAAGAAAACGCCAAAAGAGAUCCUGCAGAGGGCUGAUGUUGGAGAUGGUCCGACUGUGGCAGAGAAGGGUGACAGCUGUGGUCAUGCUGUGGUUUUGAUUAGGUGCAGUCCUGAUUACCUCCUAUUCAUGAACUCCUGGGGCCAAGAAUGGGGCGAUGGUGGAUUCUUCAAAGUAAAAGAUGCCUCUGUACUAGACAGAAUGACUUUCUACGAUGUCUACUGGACGGAGGAUGAUCUCAAACAGAGCGAAAAGGAUGCGUAUCGAAUAGAGGCGAUCAAGAAAGCGAAAAACCUGGCUGCUUCAUUUCCCAGUAUCAAUAGCUUGCUGUUUGAAUGUCCUCAGUGCCGAAGAGCGUCAAGUGUGAAAGAAUUCGAAGGUGAUUUGAUUGAGGCAAAUUGCCCGAAGUGUGAGCACAAAUUCAAGCCUACAAAUGAUGACCUUGUGAAGAGUCUGUACCUUAGAAAAUAAUUUUAAUCAGACUGAUUUAACUGUCUCUUAGUAUAAAUUAAUAGUCCUGUUUAGGUGUGUAUAAUAAUUAGUUGUGUAAAUAGAUUAUAGACUGUAACUUCCUGUUCUCGUUGUUAUUGUAUCCAUGCGUGCAUAUAGGUUCUGUUGGUUAGAUUAGAAAUUAGAUUAUGCGGUUAUUUCCUGUGGUUAACUUUAGUUUCUGUAUACUUUUAUUUUUGUGUAGUUGUUCUUUAUUCCUUUAUGCCUAUAUAUAGCUAGAGGGGCCUGCUCCAGACGGCUCUCUUAUGUAUAUGGGAGCCUCAAGCUGCUCCACUGCCUUUUGUCUUGUGCAUUUGUACUCCUUCAUUUUAUCAGUUAUUGGUCA